AUUCCAACGGCCAGGCCUCGACUCUGGAAAGUUUCCCCGUGGCCCCAUUUCUCCGCCUGUCUUGUGCCUGGUGGCAGCCCACACGUGGCCCAGCACUGGGUGUGGUAAGAUGAUCCCCACGGGGAAAGGUUCUCUCUCGCAGCCGCUGUCAAAGCAUCCUCUUCCCUCGAAACUCUCUACCGGCCGAGUUGCGCGGAACCUAUAUAGCCGACGACGAUGGCCGCCUUGGACCUUGCGGCCUUGGACUUUCGGCUCGCCCACGACCUCCUAACCAGCAGACAGACCCUCGCGCGAGCUCGCUCUGUGAGACUGUCUCUCUGAGAUUUCUGUGUCUGCGUGCGCUGCCACGAGCCGCCGCCGCUCACAAACUACUUCGUCAUGGCUCCCGCUGCAGCCCAUACCACCGAUGGCAUCUUGACGCCGAUUGACCUCGAGUCUAUUCCCCCCUUCUGGCGACGGAAGAAUGGCAUACUGCUUUACUUUCUCCUGACGUCGUCCCUGCUGGCCAGUGCGGCGCUGGGCAUCGAUGGGGUGAGAUAGAUCCAGACAACAAGAGAAUGAGUAUACACGUGCAUCAGCGGGCUGACGUGCAACGAAACAAAUAACUAGUCCAUGACCAACGGCAUGCAGGUGCUUCCCACCUGGCAGGACCGUUUCGGCCACCCUACGGGAUCCACGCUGGGCUUCUUCGGCGCCUCGAAUGCCAUUGGCGGCGUCAUCCCCUUCCUCUUCCUGGGCUGGAUAGGCGAUGCCUUUGGUCGCCGAGUUCCGACGGCGCUGGGCUCCAUCGUCAUCAUCACGGGCGUCAUCGUCGAGUUCUUCGCCACGUCGCUCAACAUGUACAUUGGCGGCAAGCUCGUCCUGGGCAUCGGCUCGUCGCUCAUCCAGAUGGGCGCCCCCGUGCUCGUCACGGAGCUGAGCCACCCCAAGGAGCGCGUGCAGGUCACCACCUUUUACAACACGUCCAUUGUGCUUGGCUACGUGAUCGGUGCAUGGGCCACGUACGGCUGCUUCCAGAUCCCCAGCCAGUGGUCGUGGCGGCUCCCGACGCUCAUCCAGAUCGUCCCGUCGGCGUACCAGCUCAUCCUCAUCUUUUUCUGCCCCGAGUCGCCGCGCUGGCUCAUCGCCAAGGGCAAGGUGGACAAGGCGCGCGAGAUCCUCAUCAAGUACCACGGCGAGUGCGACCCCAACUCGGAGCUCGUCGCGUUCGAGUGUGCCGAGAUCCAGCAGGUGCUCGAGAGCGAAAAGGAGCAGAACAUGACCUGGGUGGCCUUUUUCUCCUCGGUGCCGAACCUGAAGAGGAUCGGUCUCUGCUUCUGCACAGCGCUCUUCAGCCAGAGCUCGGGCAACCUGCUCGUGUCCAACUACCUGACACAGAUCCUCAAGGACACAGGCGUCAAGGACGACAAGGACAUCACGCUCGUCAACGGCAUGGUGACGCUUUGGCAAUACAUUGUCGCGCUGGCGGUGACGGCCCUCGUCAACAGGUUCAAGCGACGCACCUUUUUCUGCGUCGGCUCCGGCGGCACGCUCGUCACGUUUAUCGUCUGGACCAUCGCGGCGCAGCAGUACCUGGAGAAGGAGUCGCUCGCGGCGGGCCGACUGGUGCUCGCGUGCAUCUUCAUCUUCCAGGCCUUUUACACGUUUGCGUGGACCAACCUGGUGGUGACGUACUCGCUCGAGGUGGUGACGUACCAGAUGCGGGCCAAGACGUGGGCGUUUGUGCUGCUCACGAUCCAAUUGGCGUCCAUAUUUGGAGGGUACGUGAACCCGGUCGGGCUGGCCAACAUUGGGUGGAAGUUUUACAUUUACUACUGCGUCUGGGUCGCCAUCGUCUUCCUGGUCGUGUACUUCUUCUUUGUGGAGACGGCCGGCCCGACGCUGGAGGAGCUCACGUACCUGUUCGAGGGAAGCGACGCGGCCAAGGCGCACAUGAUUGAGACGACGAAGAAGAUGGAGGAGGACCAGACGCACAUUGAGGUGACCAACGACGCGGAGAAGUCGGUCGACGGCGAGAAGCGGCAAUAAUGGAUAGGAAGGAGG
Molecule: messenger RNA, 2043 nt
Organism: Purpureocillium takamizusanense
Lineage: Eukaryota; Fungi; Ascomycota; Sordariomycetes; Hypocreales; Ophiocordycipitaceae
Exons: 1
Coding region: 613-2028 (471 amino acids)
Biological process (GO): transmembrane transport; carbohydrate transport
Cellular component (GO): membrane
Molecular function (GO): carbohydrate:proton symporter activity
Source: RefSeq, a predicted model, not a curated record